Camellia sinensis is the source of this 408-nucleotide messenger RNA. The record is from RefSeq and is a predicted model, not a curated record. NCBI's taxonomy places the organism in Eukaryota, Viridiplantae, Streptophyta, Magnoliopsida, Ericales, Theaceae.
AUGAAACCGCCACAAUUUCAUGGGGGAUUGGAUCCGUUAAAGGCAGAAGUAUGGGUCCUUGGAAUAGAAAAGUUAUUUGAAGUGUUUCCUUGCCUAGAAACACAUAAAGUAUUGCUAGCCACUUUUACUCUUGAAGAUGAGGCAAGAAGGUGGUGGAUGCUAAUGCGUGAAAAUAAUAAGGAUAUUGGUUGGGCACAGUUCUUGGAAAUUUUCUAUGACAAAUACUUUCCACAAUGUGUUCGUGACAGAAAGGUGCCGGAGUUCAUGGAACUGAAACAGAAUAGCAUGACAGUAGUUGAGUAUGAGGCCAAAUUUACUAAAUUGGCUAGAUUUCCACCACAUGUGGUCGACACCGACUACAAGAAAGCGAGACACUUUGAAGGAGGGCUACGAGAUGAAAUCUUAUAG